UUCCCUCUACCCAGUGAGACUGCAUCAAAAUGUCCCUCUACCCUUCCUUGGAAGAUCUGAAGGUGGACAAAGUUAUUCAGGCUCAGACUGCCUUUUCUUCAAACCCAGCUAAUCCAGCGAUAUUGUCUGAAGCUGCUUCUCCUGUUCCUCACGAUGGAGGCUUAUACCCCAGACUGUAUCCAGAACUUUCUCAGUACAUGGGCCUGAGCCUCAAUGAGGAAGAGGUGCAGAGGAACUUGGCAGUGGCAGCAGCUCCGCAGCCGCAGGGUCAACUGGUAACACGACCUUCUACUAAUUACAUGGUAGCUCCAGUGACUGGAAAUGAUAUUGGAAUUCGCAGAGCAGAAAUUAAGCAAGGCAUCCGUGAAGCAAUUUUAUGUAAAGAUCAAGAUGGCAAAAUUGGACUUCGCCUUAAGUCUGUUGACAAUGGCAUAUUUGUCCAGUUAGUUCAGGCAAACUCUCCAGCAUCCCUCGCUGGGCUGCGGUUCGGGGACCAAGUUCUGCAGAUCAAUGGUGAAAACUGUGCGGGAUGGAGUUCUGAUAAAGCACAUAAAGUUUUGAAACAGGCUUCUGGAGAAAGGAUUUCCAUGAUCAUUCGGGACAGGCCUUUUGAACGAAUUAUUACUAUGCACAAGGACAGCACAGGGCAUGUUGGUUUCAUAUUCAAGAACGGAAAAAUAACCUCGAUAGUGAAAGACAGUUCUGCUGCGAGAAAUGGACUUCUUACAGAGCACAACAUCUGUGAAAUUAAUGGCCAGAAUGUAAUUGGAUUGAAGGACCCUCAGAUUGCAGACAUCUUGGCAACAGCUGGCAAUGUAGUGACCAUUACCGUCAUGCCUUCCAGUAUUUAUGAGUAUAUCAUAAAGAGGAUGGCGACUAGCAUUAUGAAGAGCCUGAUGGAUCACUCCGUUCCUGAAGUCUAAACUCCCAUCACGUGUGUGUGUGUACAUAUAUAUAAUGAUGAUUCCACUCAACUCGGGCUGUUCUACUCAGUGAUCUCUCUCUUCUGCACAUGAGCCUUUCUGGAGUCUAAGAGAAGACAUGCUGCAUCGAGCAUUUGCAUCUAUAAUGGCUGGGAAUGUUACAGUUCAACAUACCUUGUUUAUUCACAAACUGUAAAACUUGUAGCCUUAUGCUUGACCAAUGUGAAAUUCCAAUUGUGUUACGACUUCUUUUCAUAGGUCUCUUACUUAGUUUGUUACUACUCUAAGCCAUUGCGACUAAAGGAACCCGCUAGCACUUGCAGAGUAACAUGUUGUUACCCAGAACAAUGCUGUGCUUUGUAUGGUUAAGACCAAUGAGUAUUUUUACUGGUUUCUGUUUGCAAGAGUAGAUUUCAAAUAGCAGAGUAGAAGUAUGGCUUAUACUAGUUAAUUUUUUGUUCUAGUAGAUAC
Pterocles gutturalis (yellow-throated sandgrouse) is the source of this 1394-nucleotide messenger RNA. It is a transcript of the gene SDCBP, whose product is annotated as syndecan binding protein (syntenin). NCBI's taxonomy places the organism in Eukaryota, Metazoa, Chordata, Aves, Pterocliformes, Pteroclidae. Gene Ontology annotation, cellular component: plasma membrane; cytoplasm. Gene Ontology annotation, biological process: positive regulation of transforming growth factor beta receptor signaling pathway. The record is from RefSeq and is a predicted model, not a curated record. Gene Ontology annotation, molecular function: syndecan binding. Bases 30 to 923 code for a protein of 297 amino acids. The transcript has 8 exons.